AUGGCAUCAGAGCCCGGAGUCGUCACUGAUGAGCAGCCUGAGGAAGCGUCCAAGCCUAGCGCUCUCGCCACCAAGCGCAAUGCCUUUUCAGAACUCAUGUCUCCCAAAUCCAAGCAUGCAAAGUCACAGGAUUUCAAGCACACAGGCAAGCUCAGCAACCCAGGCGAUCCACGCAACGGCCUCCUCGCGUACAUUUUGGAGCCAGCCAAGUUCCCCUCAGAUAUUGUCAUUCUACAUAAUGACAAAACAGUCCUGGUUCGGGAUGCAUUCCCAAAAGCAACAGUCCAUCUACUUCUUCUACCACGAGACCCAGCGAAACAAACUCUCAAUCCGCGGGAUGCCUUGGACGACCAGGAAUUUCUGGACAUGGUGCGGACGGAGGCCUCUGCAGCCGUCAAGCUGGCGGCUUCCGAGUUGUCCAGGUUGAUCAGUCCUUACUCGGAAACAUGCAAAGCACGUAUUGCUGCAAUGGAAAGCGAAAACCCUCCAGACAAUCUACCGCCUGGACGAGACUUCACCAAGGAAUUCAAAGUAGGAAUUCAUGCGCAUCCUUCGAUGAAUCACCUCCAUAUCCACAUCAUCAGCCGCGACAUGCAUUCGGAUCGACUGAAGCACCGGAAGCAUUACAACAGCUUCAAUACCGACUUCUUCAUCCCACUAGAGGAUUUCCCGCUCGCACGGGAUGAUAUCAGGCGCCAAACAAGCUAUCAGAAUGCCAAUUUGACAAAGGAUUACAAGUGCUGGCGCUGCGGAAAGAUGUUUGGGAAUAAGUUCACACAGCUCAAAGCUCACCUCGAAGACGAAUUCAAAGCGUGGAGAAAGGAAUAA
This is a messenger RNA of Fonsecaea nubica, 828 nucleotides long. RefSeq lists its product as hypothetical. Gene Ontology annotation, biological process: double-strand break repair; single strand break repair. The record is from RefSeq and is a predicted model, not a curated record. Bases 1 to 828 code for a protein of 275 amino acids. The transcript has a single exon. Gene Ontology annotation, molecular function: mismatched DNA binding; DNA 5'-adenosine monophosphate hydrolase activity; double-stranded RNA binding. Gene Ontology annotation, cellular component: nucleus. NCBI's taxonomy places the organism in Eukaryota, Fungi, Ascomycota, Eurotiomycetes, Chaetothyriales, Herpotrichiellaceae.